Colletotrichum costaricense is the source of this 1509-nucleotide messenger RNA. RefSeq names its product cytochrome P450. Lineage: Eukaryota; Fungi; Ascomycota; Sordariomycetes; Glomerellales; Glomerellaceae. Bases 1 to 1509 code for a protein of 502 amino acids. The transcript has 5 exons. The record is from RefSeq and is a predicted model, not a curated record. Gene Ontology annotation, molecular function: monooxygenase activity; iron ion binding; oxidoreductase activity, acting on paired donors, with incorporation or reduction of molecular oxygen.
AUGUUGCUCCUUUCUCCCGUCUUUUUGGGAGCAGCAUUCUCUGUCCUAGCUUUGACGUAUGUCAUUCGCUGCGUCCUGUCCCCGUUGUGGAAAGUUCCUGGCCCGAGGAUAUCCGCCUUCACUUCCCUCAUUCUGAAAUGGCAUGAACUACAAGCAACCAGGACGAAGUACAUCCAUGCGCUCCACCAGCAAUAUGGACCGGUUGUCCGAGUCGCACCAGACGAGGUCUCAUUUACAUCGUACGAAGCCGUCAAAGAGAUUUACUGCUCUGGAGGUAGCGGUUAUGACAAGACGGAGUUUUAUGACUUGUUCAAAGUCUAUGGACGAAGGUAUGGAAGGCAAGCUUAUGUUGGUUGGGUAAAGCAGAAAGCUUACAGUACUAGGACUAUGUUCACAACGUUGAACAAGGAAGAUCAUGCGAAGCGCAAGAGAAUAAUUGCGGACCGCUACGCAAACAGUAACGUCCUGCGACCUGUACCUCUAGGCGGCAUUCAGGAGAGGUCACAAAAGUUUAUCAAGUUGUGCGAGAAGUCCGUUGGCAAGAGCCACGACAUAUUCAUGAGUCUUCACUCAUACGCCUGUGAUUGCGUCACACAUCACCUGUUCCAUCCGUACGGCAGUAAUUGCCUCGAGGACGAGGCGGACGAGGAAAUGAUGCACCAGGUUGCUGCUGACGACAGCCUGCAAAACCGCCUUGUUCAGCACUAUAGUCCCGCGCUGCACAAGCUCCUCUCUCGAUUCCUGUACUUCUUCGCCAAGCCCCGCGAGACGCCCCUCGCCGACACCUUUGUCAUCGAGUCCAGCAAGAAGCCCGACCCGGCGGCAUUCACGCUCCUGAGCCGGCUCCACGACAAGGCGGGCCAGGGACUGGACCAGCUCGACAUGGCGGGCGAGUGCCUCGACCACAUGGCGGCAGGCAUCGACACGACGGGCGACGGGCUGUGCUUUCUCAUGUGGGAGCUCUCGCAGCCGCGGUCGCUGCGUUUUCAGGAGACGCUGCGACGCGAGCUGAGGGAGAACCCGGGGGUCGCGUUCGACAAGUUGCCGUUCCUCGAUGCCAUUGUGCAGGAAGGGUUGCGGUGCUUCCCAGCUAUCCCGAUGUCCCUGCCGCGUUAUGUGCCCCAGGGCGGGCGGGUAAUUGACGGGUAUGCCAUCCCGGGGAAGACUACAGUCAGCUGCCAGGCGUAUUCCAUUCACCGCAUCAACGAGGAAGUGUUCCCGGAGCCAGACUCGUUCAACCCUGAUCGGUGGAUGGAGCCAACGGGUGACGCUGAGAGGAAGCGGCUCAUGUUUGCGUUUGCCAACGGAGGCCGGGGAUGUGUUGGCAAGCAUCUGGCGCUCGCCGAGAUGAAGACUCUGUUGACGGAUAUUUACACCCGUUACACGACGCUUCCUGAGACGUCAAUGGCGGAAGAGUCGAUGGCCAUGUCGGACCAGCUCAUCUCCUCGCGACCUCUAGGACAAAAGUGUUUGCUGCAGUUUGUUCCCGUUGGCGAGAAGUGGGAAUGA